Messenger RNA from Cylindrotheca closterium, 480 nucleotides. NCBI's taxonomy places the organism in Eukaryota, Bacillariophyta, Bacillariophyceae, Bacillariales, Bacillariaceae. The record is from the annotation of a GenBank genome assembly.
AUGGAUCAACUUAUGAAACUCGCUGGUGAUGCUGGUCUUUCCGAAGAACAGGGCAAGACUGCAACCGGUGGCAUCAUGUCCAUGGUGAAACAAAACUUGGAUUCGGGCAGCUAUCAAAAGAUUGUCCAACAAGUUCCCGAAGUCGAAGGAUUGGUGAAAGAUAGCGACAAAGAAGCCACCGGUGGCGGCGGCGGUCUCAUGGGCCAAGCCAUGGGCAUGAUGGGUGGUAGUUUGGGUGGCGCUGGACAAGCUGGUUCGAUUGCAAGCUUGCUUACCUUGAUGCAAAGCAAGGGCAUUGGAGCCGAACAAAUGAAUGCGUUCAUGCCUCAAUUGGCUGCCUUUAUCAAAUCCAAGUGUGGAGUGGACAUCGGCAGUCAGCUUGGCGUCUCGGCAGAUGGAGCUGCUGCUCCUGCUCCUGCUGCCGGUGGUUUUGAUGCCUCUAAGCUCGGUGGGAUGAUGGGUGGAAUGUUUGGGAAGUAA